AAUGGACAACCAGAAAACACUUCUUCUUCUUUUUGCAGCCACCUUCUGCUCCACUGACCAGACAACUGUCUGCAGGGAAGCUUCUGUUACAGACAUUGUAUUCCUCGUGGAUGGAUCCUGGAGUAUAGGAAAAGAGAACUUCAAAAACAUUCAAGACUUCUUGUACAUCAUGGUCAGCAGCUUUGAUGUUGGGGAAGAUAAAAUCCGGAUAGGUCUGAUUCAGUACAGUGAUGCUCCACACACUGAGUUCUUCUUGAACACUUACCGCCGCAAGGAAGACAUCUUGGAGAAGAUACAGAAAUUAUCCUACAAAGGAGGGGGCACAAAAACUGGGGAGAGCUUACAGUUCAUGCUGGAGAAUCACUUCAAGGAAACUGCUGGAAGUCGAAGGGAGGAAGGCGUUCCCCAGAUUGCAGUGGUGAUAACAGAUGGCCAGGCUCAGGAUAACAUCCAAGAACCGGCCAAGGAAAUCAAGGACGCAGGCAUCACACUGUAUGCCAUUGGCAUCAAAGGUGCUAGUUUGGUGGAGCUUCAAGAGAUAGCUAGUGAGCCAGAUGACAAGCACGUCUAUGAAGUGGAAGACUUCACCGAUCUGCAGGAUAUCUCUCAUAAUAUGCUACAGGUGCUUUGUACCACAGUAGAAGAGGUGAACCAAAUUGCCCAUGUUUCCCAAGUUUGCAGAAAAGCCACCUUGGCAGACAUCGUAUUUUUAGUGGAUACUUCAACAAGUAUUGGCCGAGAAAACUUUCAGAAAGUGAAGAACUUCCUCUACACCCUGGUUUCAAGCCUCAAUGUGAGCAGCGAUCAGAUCCGGGUUGGACUGGCCCAGUACAGCGAUGAAACCUUCAAGGUGUUCUUGCUGAAUCAAUAUUCACUGAAAACUGACAUUCUGGAACAGAUACAGAAUUUGCCAUAUAGGAGUGGAGGGAGUUACACAGGCACAGCUCUGGAUUUUGUCAGGACAACAUAUUUCACUGAGUCUGCUGGUAGCAGAGCUCUGGAAAACGUCCCCCAGGUAGUCAUCCUGGUCACUGAUGGGGAAUCCAGCGAUGAGGUCAAAAUGCCAGCCAACAAAUUGAAAGCCAGAGGCAUCUCUGUCUAUGUGGUUGGAAUCAAUGCCCAGAAUACAACCAAGCUUCAGGAAAUAGCCAACAAGCCUUUAAAUAAAUUUCUGUUUAGUAUUGACAGUUAUGAUGUCCUUCAAGAUCUCCCCAGAAGCCUUUUGCAAACCAUGUGCUUUGCAGUAGAGAGCCAGAUUAAAGCAUUUACAAAGCACUAUGCUGACAUUGUUUUCCUCGUUGACUCUUCUGUGAAUAUGGGGUCUUCUUCCUUUGAGCAAAUAAAAAAUUUCAUCUACCAAAUUGUUAACCAGCUCGAUGUUGGGAUUGACAAGUACAGGGUCGGCCUAGCCCAGUACAGCAGGGAAGGCCAUGUGGAGUUUUUACUGAACACCUAUAAGAGCAAGGAAGAUGUGCUCACUCACAUCCAGGGGCGUGUCACAUUCCUGGGGGGCCCUUUGCAGACAGGAAGUGCCCUGGAGUUUCUGCACAAAGUCUUUUUCAAAGAAGAGGUUGGAAGCCGAAUUAGCCAAGGCACCCCCCAGUUUGCAGUGGUCAUCACUUCUGCCAAAUCAAAGGAUGAUGUCGCAGAAGCCGCAGAGGAGCUGAAAGAGAUCGGAGUGAAAGUCAUCUCGGUUGGUGUCCAAAAUUCUGAUCGGGAAGAAAUGGAGGUGAUAGCCACCUCUCCCUUGGUUUACCAAGUCAAUGGAGGGCAGAGCAUCAGUCAGCUGCACCAGGACAUUACUAAUGUUUUGGAAGCACCAGUUCAACAACAGUAUGACUCUGCCCUAGAUGCAAAAGUGCCAGCAGUAUGUUCCAGUGCGUCUGUAGCAGACAUUGUAUUUCUUGUGGAUGAAUCCAGCAGAAUUGGGUUAAGAAACUUCCAGCUGACCAGGACCUUUCUGCUCAAAAUAGUCAAUGCUCUGGAUAUUGGCCCAAAUAAUAUCAGAGUUGGCUUGGUGUUGUACAGUGAUGAACCGAGGCUAGAGUUCACCCUGGAUACAUUUGAGGACAAAUCAGAUAUCUUGAACUACCUGAAAAAAUUGCCAUAUCGAGGUGGGAGAACAUACACGGGUGCUGCCAUAGAUUUCCUCAGGAAGAAGGUUUUUACUCAAGAGGCAGGUAGCAGGAAAAAUCAAGGAGUGCAGCAGUUAGCUGUGGUUAUCACUGAUGGCCAGUCUUUCGAUGACUUUGUUGAGCCUUCUUCUAAACUGAGACAUCAUGGAGUUGCUGUCUACGCUGUAGGCACCAAGAACAUCUCAGAGAGUAGCCAGCUGGAUAAAAUUGCAUCUUACCCUUCAAGGAAACACGUCACCAACUUGGAAUCUUUUCUGCAGCUGUCAAAUAUUGAAUGGAAAAUAAAGAAACAGCUUUGCAGUGAGAUUGUGUCACAAACCUUUGUAGUCCCAGUGCGAUCACGGACUCUGAAAGAAGGUUGUGUGGACACAGAGGAAGCUGAUAUUUAUUUCCUGAUUGAUGGGUCUGGCAGUAUAUACCCAAAUGAUUUCCAGGACAUGAAAGUAUUCAUGAAUGAGAUGAUCAGCAUGUUCCAGGUCAGUGCCAAUGGAGUUCGCUUUGGCGUGGUUCAGUACGAAAGUACUCCUCAAACAGAAUUCAUGAUUAGCCAAUACAACAGCGUGAAGCAGUUAAAGGAAGCAGUCCGUGAUAUUCAGCAGUUAGGAGGUGGCACCAAUACUGGAGAUGCUUUAAGGUAUAUGAAAAGUCUUUUUGCAAAGGCCGCCAGGGACAGUGUUCCCAAGUUGCUGAUAGUCAUUACAGAUGGCGAAUCCCAGGAUCAGGUGACAAAGGCAGCAGAAGAGCUGAGACAAGAAGGGAUUGUUAUAUAUGCCAUUGGCGUCAAGAAUGCCGUUAAAAAGGAACUGAAAGACAUCGCAGGAACAGAAGAUCGAAUGUUUUUUGUGAACGACUUUGAUUCCUUAAAGCUCAUCAAACAUGAUAUCGUGCAGGAUAUCUGCUCCCCAGACGCCUGUAAGAAUAUGAAAGCCGACAUUAUUUUGCUGGUCGACAGCUCUGAGAGUAUCCGCCCUGUUGAUUUUCAGAAGAUGAAGGAUUUCAUGCAGCUGAUUGUGAACAGGUCUGAUAUUGGGGCUGAUAAAGUUCAGAUUGGGUUGUUGCAGUUCAGUUCAGAGCCCCAAGAGGAGUUCCAGCUCAACCGAUACGGAAGCAAGGCUGACUUAAGGAGAGCCAUUUCGGGAAUCAGGCAGAUUAAAUCUGGAACGAUGACCGGGAAAGCCCUAACUUUUGCCUCCUCUUACUUUGAUGAACCCAAAGGAGGGCGACCCAGAGUAAAACAGUAUCUGAUAGUGAUCACAGAUGGGGAGGCCCAAGAUGUCGUGAGAGAGCCUGCUGAAACCAUUAGGGGCAAAGGUAUCACCAUCUAUGCCAUUGGUGUUCUCCACGCAAACAACUCCCAACUUGUGGACAUUGCCGGCAGUCAAGACAAAGUGUUCUUCGAGGAUAACUUUGAUUCCCUUACCUUUCUGGAAAAGGAGAUUCUCUUUGAAAUUUGCAACCCGGAGGAUUCAUGCAAAAGGACUGAAGUUGCAGACAUCAUAUUUGUGGUGCAUGGAUCAAGAAAUGUCACAGACUUGCAGUUCCAGGGCAUUCAGAGGAUCAUGGAGGCUGUGGUGAAUGACUCUCUGGUUGGAAAAGACAAUGUUCAGUUUGGGGCUGUGGUCUAUAGCACUAAUCCUCAGGAUCAUUUCUCACUGAAUACAUACUCGGCUAAAUCGCAGGUCAGAGAAGCAAUCUCUAACUUGACACCUAUGCCAGGGCUAACCUUCACAGCAAGGGCUUUGAACUUUGCCAGGGAGAGAUUUGGUAUGGCUUAUGGUGGUCGUACAUCAUCUCUUAGUGUCACCCGGAUUCUUGUGCUUAUUACUGAUCAGCCAACUUCACCCUCGGAUAGACCCAACCUUCCAGCAGCAGCAAAAUCUUUGAAGCAAGAUGGUAUCCAUGUCUUUGCUGUUGGAGUGGAUGAAGCCAGUAGAACAGAGCUUGAAGAAAUUGUGGGAGAGCGAGAGAGAUUGUUCUUUGUGCAGAGCUAUAAUGAACUGGAAAGCUUACACAAAAACCUCACUCAUACAGUAUGUGAUGAGGCAAAGCCAGCUUGUGGCAACCAACAGGCAGAUCUUAUAUUUUUGAUUGAUGGGUCAUUAAGCAUAUCUGCACGUAACUUUUCUGCCAUGAAAACAUUCACGAAGGAAAUCGUGGACAGUUUUAUUAUUGCUCAGGACAAAGUCCAAGUUGGCGUGGUCCAAUACAGCAAAGAUCCCCAGAAGGAAAUAUACCUCAAUGAAUUCCACUCUGACACAGCCAUAAAGGAACGGAUUGACAGCAUUGUCCAGUUAAAGACCUCCACCUUUACUGGCAAAGGUCUGAGGUUUGUCAAGAGCUUUUUUGAGACUGCCAAGGGUGGCCGGAAAAAACAAGGAGUUUUGCAGAGCCUCGUAGUGAUUACUAAUGGGCAGUCUAAUGAUGUGGUGGAUGAGGCAGCUAUUGCUCUGAGGAAUGAUGGGAUACACGUCUUUGCAAUUGGCCUAGGGAUUCCAAACUCAUUUGAGCUUCUUCGAAUCGCCGGUGAUGCACGCAGGGUGUAUGUGCUGGAGAAUUUUGAAGUGCUGAAAACCAUAGAGAGAAGGAUUGUCACUGAAAUCUGUGAAUUGGAAGAUCGUCCUAGCCAGGAUUGCAACAUAGAUGUUUCUGUAGGAAUUGAUAUUUCGAGGCGCAUGAAGUCUAUAUCUGCACUGAACGAGAAGCAGAAACUGCAAAAGUACCUGCCCAAACUUCUGCACCGGAUGGAGUCCUUGACUAAAAUCAGUUGUACUGUUGAGUCUCAAAUCAACAUCAGGUUCAAGUACCAAGUGUUUGCACAGAACGGCCAGUCCUUGUUUGACUCCGAUUUUGAAGCCUAUGACGAAGAGAUCCUCCAGAAAUUCUUAGUUGUACAGACCAUUGUAGACACCUAUCUGAAUGCAGACUUCUUAGAGUCAUUUUGGGAGAAAUCCCUCAGACUGGCCUCUGCUAAAGUGAAGGUUCUCUUAGUGUUUACAGAUGGGCUGGAUGAUACUAUAGAAAUGCUCAGAACAACAGCAGACUCCCUUCGCAUUAAAGGCCUUGAUGCGCUUUUAAUGGUUGGCCUGGAAAAUAUGCAGGAUUUGAAUGAACUUCAGGAAAUAGAGUUUGGCAGAGGAUUUGGAUACAAGCAACCUCUGAGCAUUGGAUUUCCAGAACUUCCAAACAUCUUACGGAAAGAACUUGAAAUGGUUGCUGAAAGAAAAUGCUGCAAUGUUCUUGCUAAGUGUGUUGGCGAACAUGGUUUUCGUGGUGUAACUGGACCUCCUGGGAGGAAGGGGGAGAGAGGUCGAAUGGGCUUCAAUGGAACUCAAGGAGAAGGAGGAUGCCCAGGCAUUAGAGGUCCUAAGGGAGCAAGAGGCUAUCGAGGAAGCCGGGGCGAAGACGGUGAAAAUGGAAUUGAUGGGAUUGAUGGAGCAGAGGGAAAACAAGGAUCUCUUGGAUCUUCUGGAGAAAAAGGCAGUGCAGGAAGACGGGGUAAAAAAGGACCUAGAGGAGAACUGGGUGAGCGUGGAGAGCCUGGUCUAAGAGGAAACCAUGGGGAUCCUGGAAUUAACAAUAAUGUCUCUGGUCCAGAGGGUGAAAAAGGAAAGCCAGGGCAGCAGGGAGAACCGGGAACAGAUGGAGUGCCAGGAGAGUCGGGUGCAGAGGGCAUUGAUGGUGCAGGAGGUCGGCGAGGCCCCCAGGGAUUAAAGGGUGGGCAAGGAGAUCGUGGUGAACCCGGUUAUCCAGGAGAUCCUGGCCUACAAGGCUCACAGGGUCUAAGAGGACCACAAGGGGUCAGAGGCCCUCCAGGACCACAAGGAAUACCAGGCCCUCAGGUUAAUCCAGGAGCACCAGGUGCAGCAGGCUCUCCUGGGAAUCCAGGGCCUAGAGGACCAAAGGGUGAACCUGGAGAUCCUGGUGAGACGGGUCUGCUGGGACCCACUGGCCCAAGAGGCACGCCUGGCCCAGAUGGCAAUGAUGGCUAUGGUCCUGCAGGACGCAAAGGAGCAAAGGGAGAAUCUGGAUUACCAGCAAACCCUGGUCUACAGGGAGAAGAUGGUGAUCCAGGUAGUCAAGGAGAUAGAGGGUCCAAAGGAAUUAGAGGACAAAGGGGCAGUGCUGGCUUUCCAGGUUCAAAGGGAAAUCCAGGGGACCGAGGGCCACCAGGACCACAGGGCACCAAAGGACCAAUGGGCACCAUAGCCAUGGCGCCUUGUAGACUUGUUAAUUUCACACGGGAAAACUGCCCUUGCUUAUCAGGUACAGCCAAAUGUCCAGUAUAUCCCACUGAAUUGGUGUUUGCCCUCGAUAUGUCUGAAGAUGUUACCCUAGCAGCAUUUGAAAGAAUGAGGGAUAUUGUGAUAUCUUUGCUGCGGGUCAUCAAGCUCAGCGAAAGCAACUGUCCGACUGGUGCCCGCAUCUCCAUAGUUUCAUACAAUACCAACACAAGGUACCUCAUCCGAUUCUCGGAAUUCCAGAGGCACAACUUGCUGCUGGAAGCAGUCCAGAGAAUACCGCUGGAGAGGUCCUCAGGCAGACGCAAUAUUGGAGCGGCCAUGAGAUUCAUUGCAAGGAAUGUGUUCAAGCGGGUUCGUCAGGGUGUUCUCGUAAGAAAAGUUGCCAUAUUUUUCACCAGUGGCCCAUCACAAGAUGCUACCUCCAUCAACACGGCAGUGCUGGAGUUCGGUGCCUUGGAUAUCACUCCUGUGGUGAUUGCCUUCAGUGAAGUCCCUAAUGUCAGACGUGCCUUCUCGAUGGAUGACACUAGAAGAUUUCAACUGCUUAUUUGGGAAAGGCAGCAGGAUGAGCGCUUGGAAAGCAUCACAUAUUGCACACUCUGCUAUGAUAAAUGCAAACCAGAUACAAACUGUGAAGUGACCGUUCCCCCACCAGUCAUGGUGAACAUGGACAUCACUUAUGUCAUGGACAGCUCUGACAGCAUUGACAGUGAUGAGUUUGAGAGAGCCAAAGACUUUGUGAGUACCAUGCUCGAUCACUUUGUUAUCACCUCACAGCCGAGGGGAUCGGAUGAAGGGGCGAGGGUGGCACUGGUGCAGCAGGCUCCUCGAAGCUUUAUCUCCAACAGAAACACAAGCCCAGUGAACAAAGAGUUUGAUCUGAUCACGUACAGUGGUAAAAAUUUGAUGAAGAGACAUAUCCAAGAAUCUGCUCACCAGCUGGAAGGGCCAUCUGCCAUUGGUCAUGCUCUGCAAUGGACAAUUGACAAUAUAUUUUUCAAAGCCCCCAAUCCGAGACAACACAGGGUCAUAUUUACAAUACUUGGAAGUAAGACGAGUUCGUGGGACAGACAGAAACUGAGAGAGGUCUCACUGAAAGCCAAGUGCCAAGGAUUCAUCAUGUUCACCCUAGCACUUGGAAACGAUAUUACCAGCAGCGAGCUGACAGAGCUUUCGAGCUUCCCAGCAGAACAACAUCUAGUGCAGCUGGGCAGGGUUCUGAAACUUGAAAUGGCAUAUGCUCAGAAGUUUAGUCGUGUCUUCCUAAACCUCCUAAAACGGGGACUGAACAGUUAUCCUUCUCCAGAACUGCAAGGAGAGUGUGAAACUUUAACUCGAGGAGAUGCACAACAGCAAGUAGCUGUUCUAGAGAGGAUGCCUUUCCCUGGAUUUGGUGGAAUUGACGGUGGUGGGAAUUUGGAAGAGCUAAUGAAAAGCAGAGUGAUAGAAGAAAUUACAGAAGCCACUCAGGAACCUGUAGAUGUCGGACAAGAAGAAAAAUAUGAUUUUGAGGAGGAGUAUUUCACAGAGGACAAUGCUGAAGAGGCCAAGCUAGAGGAAUAUGGAGAAGCCCCAGAAAAGAAUGACGAAAACUUAGAGGAGACAAUAGAAACUGGAGCUGCAUAUGCUAACUAUGAUGCUUGUGCAGUGGAUCAUGAUGGAGGAGAGUGUCAAGAUUACGAUCUGAAGUGGUAUUAUGACAAAGAGCAGAAAGUCUGCAGUCCAUUCUGGUAUGGCGGCUGUGGAGGCAACAAAAACAGAUUUGAAACUCAAGAGGAAUGUGAAGCCUUGUGCAUAGCAUCUUCCUAGAGUGGAGACAGUCAAACCACUUCACUUCAGCUAUGCUGUAAGGACAAUGGGGGAAAAGAGAUUAAAAGAAAAAGCUCUAAGUUAACAAUACUGCUUCUAAAUUUCAGGUAAAACAAAUACAUUCUUAUUAAAAUCCAUGUGGCAAGAGGGCAUUUUUACUUGUUUCUUACCUGCUAACUGAAUAAUGAAAAUGGAGUUACAAAAAUUGUUCAGUUGGCCUGAUUUAGGAAGAACUGAUCUAGGAAAUAUUAUUUUCUUAGCCAACAGUGCAUUAUUUAAAAGGGUAAGGUAAAAAUUAAUACUAACACUUGAUAUUGCUCCAUAUCACCAAAAUGUGCACUUUUUAAAUGUACUGAAGAAAAUAAAUCAAUACUUCAGACAUUUUUAUAAAAUAAUAUUGGAGGUGAGAUGUUGAUGUCAAAGUGUUUUGGUUCAUUGGUAUGAAUUUAUUUUACUUAAAGAAUGGACCAAAACAACAUUUUAGCUCUCAAAAGAUGUAGAACUAUGACAGGUCCCUCUGGUCUAUGUCUAAUGUAGCCUCAUUCUUAGCCUUUUUUUAAAGA
Molecule: messenger RNA, 8748 nt
Organism: Terrapene triunguis (Three-toed box turtle)
Lineage: Eukaryota; Metazoa; Chordata; Testudines; Emydidae
Product: collagen alpha-6(VI) chain
Exons: 38
Coding region: 2-8185 (2727 amino acids)
Molecular function (GO): serine-type endopeptidase inhibitor activity
Source: RefSeq, a predicted model, not a curated record